Molecule: messenger RNA, 2890 nt
Organism: Cadophora gregata
Lineage: Eukaryota; Fungi; Ascomycota; Leotiomycetes; Helotiales; Ploettnerulaceae
Exons: 2
Coding region: 742-2583 (613 amino acids)
Biological process (GO): silent mating-type cassette heterochromatin formation
Cellular component (GO): SHREC complex; rDNA heterochromatin
Source: RefSeq, a predicted model, not a curated record
UCUGUGCCUUUCACUGGACGUCCAGAUGGAGGAUUAUAUCUUCUAGCAUAUGUUGCUACAAGUCUCGUGAAACCUAAGGUACCUUAGAGAGUCGAUCUGGAGCUCAGAAGAUCGCAAACGGCAAAUCACUUCUAGAUGUACAAGCAGCUUCGUUUCCGCAGUUUUUGUAGAAAAAAAUUGUACAUCAGGCUUAGGAUAGCACUUCCAGUAUCUACCGACCACCCAUUCAGAUUGCGAAAUACUGCUUAGAAUUUGUUAGUAUCAGAAAGGUCUUUUUGAACUGUUUAGACACGAGUAGACCAAGAGCAGAGCGUCCUUAGUGCGAGUAUUACCAAAAGCCUGCGUACGUUGGAGGUCUAUGUCUCGGCGAUUGGAAAGUUGCUAUUCGGCAUCUCGACAUAAAUUUUGUGUACUCUUCGUCUACGAGAGAGCAAAGAUGCAAAGAACUUCCCAGGCCCGUUCCUUACUUCGUGAACGAAUUCCAGAAUUCCUUCUCGGGGCAAUUUCUGGGCAAUGGAGAUAACGUCAUGUGAUAGCGUUCUUCGGUGCCGGCUCCAGGUUUUCCCGGCGGCCGACUCUGGAGCUCUCUCAUAUGUUUCCCAGCCCACCAGGGUUCAACAGGUACAGUCAUGAGUGCAUGGCCUUCAUGUUACUUAUUUGCAAAGCUGUAAGAUAUCGGACUAGUAUAUCAUACGUUGCCACGAUUUCCUUUCAUCGCCCCUCGUGGCACCUUCAGAACAAAUGGCGACCUCCAACACCUGGUAUCAGUGCUGGGCUACACGAUCCGAUGGAUGUCGAGAGACUUUCACUGGCAGAGAUGGGGCCAGAGAACUGAACGAGCCAAGUGCAGCACAGAUGGAUGAUACGCCAAAGCCUCCGAAAAACAGCAAGGAAGCAGCUCCCAAGUUUCUCAUCAUGGACUACUACAAGAAGCUGGAUCCCAAGGAUGCGAAAGCAAUGGAGUGGAGGAGAAAGCUCGGUGGAAUGAUGAUGACCAUCAUGGUACCAGAGGACAACAAGACCUUGAAGCGCAGAAAAUGGAUCCUGAAGGAAUUCCCAGAAGGUUACGAGCUUUGGGAGCAUUUGAAGUACAAAGUUCUGGCAACCAAGGCUAUGGAUAGUCAGAAAUAUAAGCCGUAUAAUGGGAUAUUCGAAAGACAAGAUGCUUAUUUGUAUGGACAUCCCGAAGGACGCAAGAAGAGGUUCCGCAGCCCAGCAGAUUUCGUCCCUCACCUCCUGUGGCUCGAAUCGGAUAAAGAUAGUGACAGGGCGAAUUGCUCUUGCAAACUCUGUAGCCCAGACAAAGAUGAUGAGCAGCCAGCUGAUAUCAAGACCGACGAGAUCCAAGCAGAUCCAUCUUUAAGGCCAAACUCAGUUCCCCAAGUUGCAACACCAAACCCGAACCCUCAAGCUCUGGCAGCAGCAACUCCGAAGCCCCAAUCUGCACCAAAGCCUACACCUUCAAUUCCCAAAAUGGCAGUGCAAUCCCCAGAGCAACAGUACGACAGUCAAGCUGGUGGACCAUACUUAUACAGACCUGGAGAGCUCGUAUGGUGGGAAAAUCAGCCUGCGAACAAUUGGCGGUUGGGUGUAAUUGCAAAGCGAGGAUUGAUAAACAGCAAGCCACGAUAUCUUAUACAGCCUCUCUCGAAUCCGCUGCAACCUCAACCUACCCGAAUUCUGGACAAGGAGAGCUCGCUUCGACCCUGGUUGGCAUGGAGCCUACCGAACACUACUUUGCCUGCACUUCAAAACAUGACAUUCGAAGCUGUACCGUGGGACCGCGUUGUGAGCCAGGGACAAUUCGACCAAGGCCGCGACUUUGUGGUGGAUGGCAGUAUACUUGCAGCGAGGAGUAUUGAUGCCAGCUAUUCGUUCUUUGACCGAAUUGAGAAGGCACUGGCAGGUCCUGGCGAGGUACAUUACAAUGGAAUGUUCUUGGGAGGCGAAAAGGUUUGGGUAGGCGAGCCUGUCCGGUUGAAGGUCCCGCCAGCAAUUGGACGUAAUGCACCCGACAUUUCAGUGCUCAUCAUCAGCAAGCUGAUUGAGCAAACACUCCCAGACUCGUCAUCAGUCACAAUCGUUGGUGAAGUAUAUAAAUGGGUCGAGAUGCCUACUCCAUACAAUAAUCGAUCCGAAUGGCCAACCCCAGAUCUCCCUUCAAGGAUGGUAGCCGACCUCCGUUUCCGAAACGAAGUGGCAGACGCAGCAAAGACAGGCACCUGGUAUGAAUGGCGACUCCUGGAUCCUCUCGCCAAGAAGACCUUGACAGACAUCAAAGGUCGUUGGUACGAUACCAGAUCACUUCUCCCAGUCAUAGCUGGCGUACAGAGAUUCCAACAGGAUGCAGCAGCCGGCAAGUUUCAAGAUGUGAACGAAGCAAUGAAUUCCAGGCUCGAUGGAGAUAAGCUCCCCAACCAGAGACGCAAGAAUAGAGCAGAUACUCUCGGUCAAGCUGUUCCUCCUGACUUCAAAGUCAGUCGAGGGUUGGCUGGUGAUCCUGUUGACGACGUGUUCCCUGAUCAGCAGCCGCCCGUAGGGGAAAAUCAGUAUAUGAAUAUGGGUCAACAAUUUUAUGGGUGACAUUGAGUGGUGUCUCAGGAGUUUAUAAGACGUGAGGAUAUGUAAAAACAACGGGAAUGGAUGGCGUCGGUGGAAAAGCUUAUUGGCUUUUAAUGCUCGAUGAUUUAUUAUGAAUGGUUUCGCAUGUCAGAAUAGAUACCCAUGUAGGCUUGCUAGCAAUAUCUCUAGCUGAACACAUAGAAUCGUCAGCAUAUAGUCAUAUUCUUCAUACUUGUUCAAGUAAGACUGCAAGUUUAGCCACUAGACAUGUAGAUUUUGGUUCCUCGAAAAGACAUCUACUUGCUUUGAGGCAGAGGCUGGCUUCGUG